GCAGUCGCUGACAUUCUGACAUUUCACAACUUGUGUCGUGUGUGAACGUAACGUACGGCUUUUGUGAUAUUGUGAUUCACUAAAAACGCUUUUCCUGAAAUAUAUGCUGGAAGUUUUUAUAUUAAAAAACUUCUAUUACACGUCUUGAAUUGUUAUAAUAUGAGUAAUGCACCCAACCAAAAUGGAUCAGGUCUAGAGCAGCAAUUUGCUGGUCUGGACUUGCAGAGUCGCAGCUCGAGCAGCAGCGGCCGGUACGUGCCCCCGCACUUACGCAACAAACAGUCUUCACAAUCUCAACAAUCUUCUGAUAAUAAUUACGAUAAAGAUCGUUACGACAGAGAUCGUAGCGGACUCGAUUCACGAGAUAGAGGAGGCAGCAGAGGAGGUAGCAGAAACUUUGGCAGAGAAAAAGAUAAUAGGGGUGGGGAUUUUUCUAGUUUUAAUACAAGGAAUAGAAGAGAUUUUCAAAACGGCGAUGCUUAUGACAGGCAUGACUGGGGUAGUGGACGCAAUAACGACAGGGACAGGGACCGUAACACCGAUCUUCAACCGCGCAAUGAUCGCUGGCAGGAACCAGAGCGUUCUUCAAGAGGUAACGAUCGAGAUGGGGGCGGUAGGUGGAAUGACAAUGGAGGUGGAGGUGGCCGCUGGAAUGAAAACCGCAGGAACAUUUCUUCCGAAAGCGAUUGGACGAUCCCUAUGCCAAGAGACGAACGCAUCGAACAAGAAUUGUUUGGCAUUGGCAACACUGGAAUUAAUUUUAGUAAAUAUGAAGAUAUACCGGUGGAGGCAACUGGAGACAGAGUCCCCCGUCACAUUACAUCUUUUGAGGAAGUACAGCUGACAGAGCUAAUUCGUAGCAAUAUUGCUAUGGCUCGUUACGAUUCCCCUACUCCGGUACAGAAAUAUGCUAUACCGAUUAUCAUAUCGAAGAGAGACGUAAUGGCGUGCGCGCAAACGGGAUCUGGCAAGACGGCCGCUUUCCUUGUACCAAUUUUGAAUCAGAUGUUUGAAAAUGGUCCUCCAAAUAUUCAGCAUGGUAGAGGCAGACGCAAGCAGUUCCCUCUAGGGUUGGUAUUAGCACCAACUAGAGAAUUGGCAACACAAAUUUAUGAUGAAAGCAAAAAAUUUUCUUAUAGGUCGAGAGUUAGACCUUGUGUUGUUUAUGGUGGCGCUCAUAUAGGCGAUCAAGUGCGUGAAUUAGAACGCGGAUGCCACCUUCUUGUAGCAACUCCUGGUCGUUUACUCGAUUUAAUAGACAGAGGACGUAUCGGACUCGAUUAUUGUCGUUAUCUUGUACUUGACGAAGCCGACAGAAUGUUAGACAUGGGUUUCGAAGUUCAAAUUAGACGUAUCGUCGAAAAAGAAACUAUGCCAAAAACUGGUGAAAGACAAACUUUGAUGUUUUCAGCAACUUUUCCAUCUCCCAUCCAAAUGUUGGCUAGGGAUUUUCUCGAUAAUUAUAUUUUCUUGGCAGUUGGCAGAGUAGGAAGUACAUCUGAGAAUAUUACCCAAAAAGUGGUGUGGGUAGAAGAACACGAUAAAAGAUCAUUUUUAUUGGAUCUAUUGAACGUUGCAGAUUUGCAACAACCUUCGGCAGAAAGUUUAACUCUAGUUUUUGUGGAAACGAAAAAAGGGGCUGACGCUUUGGAAGAAUUUUUGCACAAUGAAGGUUAUCCUGUAACAUCGAUUCAUGGUGACAGGAUUCAAAGAGAAAGAGAAGACGCCCUUCGGCAAUUCAGAUCAGGGAAUACUCCGAUUUUGGUUGCUACCGCUGUUGCUGCCAGAGGAUUGGAUAUUCCUCACGUCAAACACGUUAUUAAUUUUGAUUUACCCUCCGACAUCGAAGAAUAUGUACACCGAAUUGGACGUACAGGCCGAAUGGGUAAUUUAGGUCUAGCAACAUCAUUCUUCAAUGACCGCAACAGAAAUCUGUCUAGCGCUAUGUUAGAUCUAUUAAUUGAAGCCAAACAGGAAUAUCCUAGUUGGUUGGAGAGUGUAGCUGCCGAUGGUAGAGUACCUAGCGCAAGUAGAAGAGGUGGGAAAGGUAGAUAUGGUAAUAGCGGAGGAGGAAGUUUUGGUAGCAGAGAUUAUCGUCAACAAUCCGGAGGUGGUAGUCAAAGAGGGCAAAGAUCUAGUGGUGGCGGUGGAUACGGAAAUAAUGGAUAUGGAAACGGAGGAAAUCAUUAUGGAGGAAUGGAUAGAGGAAGUAACUUUGGAGGAAACUACAAUAACUCUAACAGUCGCGAUGAUUGGUGGGAAAAUUAAGAGUAAUUAAGCUCGACAGAUUAUUAGAUUAAAAUACUUAACAUGUACCUAUUUACCUCCCGAUACGUACUUCUAGUAAUCCAGUCUCUACUUUAAUGUCAGUGUUAUCUCGUUCUCCAAUUCUCCACCCAAAAUUUCCCUAUAUAUUUAUUAUUUUCAAGUCAUUAUUUAUUUCAGAAAAUAAACUCCUGACGAUAAUAGUAAAAUUUUCCUCCCAGUUUUCGUUUUGAAAAACUCUCCUUGUGUACCUUGUUAUAGGAAACUUACUGAUAAACAAAAAUAAUAGGAAAACUAUUGUUAAGAAUACGUGUAUUUUUCUUUUCUUUUUUCCGUGGUCUAUUACGAGCAUUUUUGUGAUUUAAUAUUGAAAAGUUUUCUUGAGGAAAAACAGUUUUAGCUGAAACUAUUGAAAAAUUAAAUAUUUCGAUGACUUUCGUAAGUAUUGGACUUGAUAUGUUUGAUUUAAAAAAAUAUGUUUUUCAAAUUUAAAAAGUUAUAAUAUUAAUGUUUUGAGGCAAAUAACUUCUCAUAUAUAACAUGGAGAGUGAGUCAAUCAAACAUUACAUUCUGUUCAAAUUCUUUUCAAUAUUUUCGAUGGUUUUGAAUUUUAAACAAACUAAAUGUGCCUCAGCUUCACUGUAGUUUGACAAACCAUUAAAGCAAGUAACUCCACAUAUUUACCGUGGAGUAAAUAGAUAAUCGAGAGUGAGCCAUUUAGGGAAUCAAUCAAACAUUAUAUUCUGUUCAAAUUCUUUCAAAUUAAAAACGGCUUUGAAUUUCAAACAAAAUAAAUGUAUCAUUUUGCCUCGUCUUCUUUGUAGUUUGACAAACAAUUGAAGUAAGUAACUUAAUGGGAAAAAUACCGUUACCACUUAAUGAAUCAUUUAACCAUUACAUUCUGUUCGAAUUCUAUUUAAACUUGAAAUGCUUUUACAAAUAUUGGUCAAUAUAAGUGUGUCAUUUUGUCAAAUCUUCACUGUAGUUUGACAAACAAUUGAGGCAAGUAAUAUAUAAAGUGAGGUAAAAAAAGAAUUGAGAAUGAGUCACUUACUGAAUCACUCAAACAUUACAUUCGAUUGAUAUUCUUUUCAAACUUGAAACUUUUUUUCAAAUAUUGGUCAAUAAUAGCGUGUCAUUUUGUCAAAUCUUCAUCGUAGUUUAACAAACAAUUGAGGUAAGUGACUCCACACAUUUAACGUGGAGCAAAUAGAUAAUCGAGAGUGAGCCAUUUAUGGAAUCAAUCAAACAUUAUAUUCUCUUCAAAUUUGAGAUGGUUUUGAAUUUUAAACAAAGUAAAUGUGUCAUUUUCACUGUAGUUUGACAAACAAUUGAAGCAACUAACUUCUGUUCUGUUCAAACUCUUCAAAUUUGAAACGUUUUUUCAAAUAUUGGUCAAUAUCAAUGUGUCAUUAUGCCAAAUGUUCCCUGUAGCUUAACAAAUAAUUGAGGUAAGUAACUUCACACAUAUAACGUGGAGUAAAAAAAUAAUCGAGAGUGAGCCGUUUAGGGAAUCAUAUAAACACUAACAAUUGAAGCGAAGUUGAAGAAGCUAAUGUUUGGAGAGUGUUUAAGGUUAGGUGAGGUUUAAUAUCCCGAAUUGCUUCUUCUGUAUUGUUUCGCUAACGGUAUUCGUUUUUCCAUUGUUUCCAUCAAAUAUAACAAAAUAAAAGUAAAGUUUGUCGCAUAACUAUCAUCGUAAAAAAUUUUAACUACAAUUUCUAUUUCUAUAGAACAAUUAAGUGUAUCGGAUAUCCACGUUUUGACCUCAAUUGGCUAUGUAUUGCCUCACAUUCGAAUUAAAAUACCUUUAAUAUCUCCCAAUAUAAUAUAAAGAGUUUGUAUUUCAAUAGUUUGCGGAAACAAAACAGCUAAAAUUGUAUUUCCUGUCAAAGAUGAAAACUUGUCAUGCAGUGCUCCUAACUUUUGUUUAAGAAUAUUAGAAGUGUGUAUUAAUAAAAAGAAUUUUAAUAUAAAUCUCUCUUUAAUAAAUGUCGAAAAUGAUAGUAAGAGUACUACCGAUAGUUUUUGAAUAGUAAAUCAAUUUGAUUGAAAUUGGAAAUUUUAAUAAGUGAAAAUAUUUAAUGAGGAAUUUGAAAUUUUGUAAAUAAAAUGCUUCUUGUAAACUGUUGGUAGUACGCUUUCUAUCUGAAGCUGGUUUAUCGAAUAAUUUCAUAAACAAAAAUUUUAAACGAAAGAUUUUUCAUACAAAAUCUGUUGAUAUCUCGUUCUCCAUUCUACAGAUUUGAGUUUGUCAUAAGGGACAUUGGUGUAAAAUGACGAAAAAGGCAUUAUGUAUUUUUAGUGGUGUAGUUGUAUCUGUGAAUAGAUACUCUUCUUCAAAAAUGACAUUUUUCUCAAUUUUACUUGACCAAGAAACUUUGUUUUCACUCUCCGAAUAACAAAUUUUGACAUCUGUAUCCCGAUCAAAAUCAAAACCUCGUAAGACCAAAAAUGUAAUUUUAUAAAUGUAAAAACAUUGUCUUUGCUAGUAAUGGGUAAGUUCCCGAAAAUUUAUUUUGUGGUCUUUUUUCUCAGAAUAAUUUUCCCGGCAAAAACCAGAUUGUACAAUUCGAGAUUAUGAUUUAGUAUUUUUUCGUCCUCUCCAAUUAUGAAUAUCAGUUUUAAUAUAUUCCUGUGUAGCUUUGUCCAUUUGCCAUUACCCUACAUUAUAGCUAUUUAAUCAGGAUUGUAUUUUUUUAUUGCCUUUUACAGGUAAUGAUAAUUUUGAUUGUACUAAAUAAAAAAAUUAUGAAUCGAUAUAGAAAUUUCACAGUUAUUUGAUAUAUUCUCAAAAAUAAUUUGUUUAUUAAUACAAUUACAUGAUUCUGGAUGAAUUAUUUUGGAAUUAUUUGUUUGGAAAAUAUUUGGAAUUUACCCAAUUUUUCAAAAUAAUUUCACCAGAAUCUUAUAAAAUAGAAGAAAAUAGACUAAAAACUGAGAAAAUUUAGACUAAAAGAAAAUUGAAUAAUUCUGGAUGAAUUAUUUUGAAAGAAAACUCAUUUUGUUCGGAAAAUAUUUGGAAUUUACCAAAUUUUCCAAAAUAAUUUCCUUAGAAUCUUCUAAAAUAGAAGAAAAUAGACUAAAAACUGAGAAAAUUUAGACUAAAAGAAAAUUGAACGAUUCUUGAUGAAUUAUUUUGAAAUAAAACUUAUUUUGUGCGGAAAAUACUCAGAAUUUACCAAAUUUUCCAAAAUAAUUUCCUCAGAAUCUUUUAAAAUAGAAGAAAGUACACCAAAAAUUACUAAACGAAAAUUACACUGAGAGACAUGGUUUUCACAUAUAUCGAAAAGUUUCAAUAGAUGUCGCUACUAAUUCAAAACUUACAAAAUUUGAUAUACAAAGUUUCAACAUUCCGGUGAUUUGUUUGAUUCACUAUACUACGAGUUGUUUAUGAAAUUAUUGUCAGGAAACGGCUUAUAGGUCGAUUUUUCGAGAGGGCUCAAAUAGCGUUGCAGUUACAGCUAUUUAGGGCGCUAAGAAUUAUGUACAUUUUGACUGUGAUAUUUUUACCGAUCUAAGCGAAUAAUCAUCGUUAACUCGAUUAUAUAGCUCGAAGCUGUGACGAAUUUAAUGGAAAGUUAUGAGACGUAGAUAAAAAUACAGUCAAGUGACGUUGACGCGACGGAUAAAUCUUAGCGUAUUUAAUUUAUAUUUAAAAAAAAGAGUUAAGUUUUUAUAUAGAUAUAUAUAUAUAAAAAAAAUAAUAAUAAAAUAGUUUAUAAGGUCGAUAAUUUAGAUGUUAGAGUGGGCACGGUCUUCCUUUUGAGAAGCUUCUAUAUUUUGAUAAUGUUUUUUCAAAACUACCCCGAUUUUUAUGAAAAUAAUUUCGAAUCUUAACAAGAGAUUAGUAAAAAAAAUUGUUAUAAUAUUAUCAAGGAAAAAAAAUAACCAAAUUAGAAAAAUAGGACGAUAGAAUUUUUUUCUAGUGAUGUACGAAUUUAAUUUGACCGGUUAUACGUCAGUAGGUGUCAUUAGAUCAUGUAGUUGAAAUUAUAGAACGACUACUCGUAAAGUGACAUAAGUGUAUAAUAGUGUGAAAAUUUUUAAAAAUCGUACUUUUUUGAAUUUGCUGUUUAAACCGGUACGUUUUUCUCAUUGGUCUUCUGCAGUUGCUACAUCUAACAUCAUGAUAGUAUCUCGCAUAGAUAUUUAUGAUUAAUGCUGUCAAAAAUUUUGUCUAGCAACUUAUAAUUGCUACAAAGCGAGUUUUAGCUUUUCUUGGUAACACUUUUUGAGCUGGAAAAAUUCUAAAAUAAUGUUCUAAGUACUGUUUUCUCAUCAUCGUAAUAUCACUUUCUAGGGGUUGCCAACCGUCUUGAAGAUGCACUAAGGCGCGGAAGUCGUCUUAAUUGGGCGGGAAGUCGUCUUAAUUGCGCGGGAAAUCGUCCUAAUUGCGCGGGACGUCGUUUUAAUUGGGCGGGAAGAUUUUCUAUACUGUUACACUUUCAUUUUGUUUAAUAGUUAUGAAAAUACUCCUAAAAACAUCCCAUCUCAUAUUUUGGCAAGGAAUCGCUAAGUUGGGAACUGUGGGAUCAAAUCGCCGAUGAAGGUCUUUCUUUCUUUUCUCCCCCGUCUUCCUUAUACCCCUAUCUCGUGCCGGACACCUACAGAUGAUACUGAACACACUAUUUACACUACCAACACUUAUAAUUACAGUGUAUGAUACGUGUUUCGAUAACCGAGGUAUCGUCUUCAGAGACUGUUUACUUCUAGUUUCUGAAGACGAUAUUUUAGUUAUCGAAACGCACGUCAAUCAUUGUAAUUGGUGUAGUGGUAGUGUAAACAGUGUGUUCACCAAUGGUUACAGAAAUUUCAACUUACUCAUUGAUGAUAAUUGGUCAAAAGUGAUUGUCAAGAAAAUUGUUUGAAAAUAUGGUUUUUUAUACUAGAAAAAAACUCUUUCGUGCGAUUUUUAUUUAAUUUCUAUGAUUUUUUGAAAGAGCGUGAAAAAACUCAGUAAUUUUUACGAUUGCAAGAUUUUUUUCCACUUUUCAGUGGAUUUUUAGCUAUAAUUCCAGGGAUAUUUAUUUUCAGUGUAUUUUUUUGAGUACAUAUUGAAAAAAAUGGCAUUUUUUUCCAUAUUCCAAUGGGGUAAAAAACAAUAACGAAACAUGGUGGUUUAAAAAUCAUUAUCAAGUUUUUAGCUCGCUCCUUUUAGUGUCUUAACAACAGUACUAGGUCGUGAAGGACAAAAAUAAAGGUCAAGCAUCCGAAUUUUUGAACAUCUGUUUUUAAUUCCGCUCUAGUAUUGUAUAAUUUCAAACUGGACCCUUCCCAGGUGUUUUUUUUUACUAAAUAUACGUUUAUAAUUUGUAUAUUUUUUAUUGUAUUAUUUUUUAUUUUCUAGAUUUUUUUUAAUUUAUUUAAGUCGUUAAAUAUACAGGAAUAGAAAUUAUUUCUUAUAUUUAAAAACCGAUUUUUUUACUACAUAAGAGCAAUUUUUUUUAAUUAACUCUACCUGUGAUACAGUUAGAAAAUGUGUGCCUAUUCUAACUGAAUGUGGAACAAAUCACAUUCUGAACAUUUGAAAAAAGUUAUUCGAGAUAACGUAACGAGGAGCUGUGACUGCAACUUAAUUGUUUAAAUAGAAAACUGGAGACUUUACCGUGAUACAAACAAUCGUCCUCGUCGGAUAUUAUUUUUUAUUUUUUUUCGGUUUGUGUCAUUUCUCUCCAGAUCGGUUUCGUUGAUUUAUUAAGGGAAUAUGAGUUUGAAGGAAUGGAAAAAUGCUCCACUAUCUUUUACAGAGCAUUAUAAUUUUAAUGCAUUUACACAAUUUGUUCUGUUAGAAAUCAAUUAAUAAAAAUUUCAAAA
Molecule: messenger RNA, 8082 nt
Organism: Diorhabda sublineata
Lineage: Eukaryota; Metazoa; Arthropoda; Insecta; Coleoptera; Chrysomelidae
Gene: bel
Product: ATP-dependent RNA helicase DDX3X
Exons: 8
Coding region: 160-2268 (702 amino acids)
Biological process (GO): gamete generation; cell differentiation
Cellular component (GO): nucleus; P granule
Molecular function (GO): RNA helicase activity; RNA binding; ATP binding
Source: RefSeq, a predicted model, not a curated record